This is a messenger RNA of Plasmodium reichenowi, 2472 nucleotides long. RefSeq lists its product as hypothetical. The record is from RefSeq and is a predicted model, not a curated record. Bases 1 to 2472 code for a protein of 823 amino acids. The transcript has 3 exons. Lineage: Eukaryota; Apicomplexa; Aconoidasida; Haemosporida; Plasmodiidae.
AUGAAAGAUUAUAAUGAUAAUAUUCACAGACAAAAUGCACCUAACCUUUAUAAUAAUAUAUCGUUACUUUGUCCCCCUAAAAUGAAAAGGAACUCUAAAAAUUUAUCCACAAAUAAUAAUUCUAAUUUAACAGGAAAAAAUAUUAAUGUAAGUAAUAGACAUGACAAAAUGAAAGAUAUCCAUGUUCAUAAAUCACCAGAUGUUGAGAACAUUUCCUCAGAUGUGAAUCCUAAGUAUAGUAGCAAAAUGUUUUCUUUCAAAAAUAUAAAUUAUAAUAAGGAAGAUAAUGAAAUACAUAUAAAGGAUAGAUAUAGUUUUGAAAAACGAGAAGAUGAUAUGUAUAAUAUGUCUGUGAGCAAUAUGCAUAAAGUUCCUAUAGAUAAACAAGAUAUAUGUUCAAAAAUUCAUUAUACUAGUGUAUGUUUACAACAAAACAAAAAAGAAACAAAAAAUAUACCAUAUAUUAAUAAUAUUCAUAAUACAAAGUGUAUUACAAAUAAUAAAAAUGAUCAUUCAGUAGAACAGAAGAUUAAUAUAUAUAAUAACAAAUAUAAUUAUAAUAAUACAUUUUUGUGUAACAAAAAAUUAUGCACACAGAAAAUAAUUCAAUAUAUAGGAAAGAACCAAAAUACACAACAUCCUCUUCAUUCAUUGUAUCACACAAACAUAGUUAGAAUGAACAAGUUUAAUUCUUCAAAUAAUUUAAGUGAUCAAAUUAAUAUACUUAAUAAUAAUAUUCAACAUAUAAAUAGUACUUUCAAUAAUUUAAAACAAAAUAAAAUAUAUAAGAAUAAUGAUAGCAUAGAACUAUUUAUAAAUAAUAAUUUAAAAAAUGAUGAUACUAAUAAGUAUGCAACCAUUUACAAAAAUAUAAAACCUUCUGAAAAAAAUAAUAUGUACAAACAAAAAGAGAACAAGAAACAAAUAAAUAAUAUAAAUCCAUAUAUAUUUACAUGCCAAAAAAAAUAUUUUAUGCGACCAUCAAAUAUAUUACAUAAUAUUCAAAAUUGUGGUAUACAAAAACAAAAAAAAAAAAAAAAAAAAAAAAAUCAUCAAAUAAAACAUCGAUCAUUUCAUAAUAUAUAUAAACAAAUAAAUAUUAUUAACGACCAAAUUGAUCUUAUAAAUAAUAAAAUCAACAAUAAUAGUAAAGAUCAAAAUCGUGCAAACAUCUUAAAUAUAUCUCCCCUGUCUAUUCCUUUAUAUAUAGAAUAUAAGAACAAAAGUAAUAAUAUAUUCUCCUCACAUUUUACACAUCCAAAUAAUAAAACACACUAUUUUAAAAAAAUAAAAACCAUAAAGAGAAAUAUAUCGAACCCAUUUAAUAAAGAACAACCAUGUGGGGAAAAAAAGAAUAGCCCGCAAAUUAACGAUAAUAAAAGUUUUCGAUAUUUUGAUCAUAGUUCUUGUAAAAAUAAUUAUCAUAAUAAGGAGUAUAUGAAGAAAGAACAAAAAUGUCAUCUUCAUUCAAAUCAUAAUAUUAAUCAUGAAAAAGGGGGUGAUUGUUCUUAUAAUUUAAACACAAAAAAAAUAAAAAAAAUAAAUAACAUAAAAAAAAUAAAUAACAUAAAUAACAUAAAAAACAUAAAAAACACAAAAAACACAAAAAAUGUAACCAAUACAAAGGAUCAAACAUGCAUUUAUGAAGAUCAUACAUUUGAAGAAGUUGUUGAAAACAACGAAGUGAUGCAUUUAAAAAACAAAUCCAUUCAAUCUAAAGUAUUAAAAUUGAAGAAUCAAAUAUUAAACGACAAAGAUCAAAAGAAAUACGAAAAAUUUAUUGACCGUGGGGAUACAUGUAAUAAUGACGUCGAAAAAAAUAUUAAGUGUACAUAUAAAAUAGAUGAUAUUCUAUGUUCAUAUAAUAACAGUAAUAAUAUUAAAUACGAAAGAGAAGUAAUCAAAAUAACUAAUAAGUAUAAAAAUGCCCUACAAAAAUGGAGAUAUAAAUUUGUACAUAAAAAUAAAACAACUAAAAGAAAUAUUAGUAGUUCCAAUAAAAAGGGAAAAUAUAAUUUUAAUAUAUUUAAAAUAAAUAAACAUAUUAAAAAGAAGCAAAACAAAAAAAUUAAAAAAAUUAAAUCGAAUAAAUAUGGUAAUAUGUAUAAUUGUGUAGAUAAAAAGGUGAAUGAUAAUGAGGGCAAUAAGAAAAAUAAUGGCAAAAAUAAUGACAAAAAUAAUGACAAAAUAAAUCACAAAAAAAAUGACAAAAUAAAUCACAAAAUAAAUCACAAAAUAAAUCACAAAAAAAAUAUGAUAGCGGACAAAAAACCUAUAAACAAUAUGAUAAAAUAUAAGAUAAAACAACCAAUAUCUUAUAUUCAUACAGCAUAUGACAAUGUAUGUCAUCAGAUAAACAAAGAUGAUCACUGUAAACCUUUAACAUGUAUUAUUCAAAAUCAAAAAAAACGAAGACGUAGAAAAAAUAAAAAUUUAUUCAAUAAUAAAAAGAAUUAUACAAACGAACCAUAA